AACGAAAUAAUCUCAAAGAUUUUAUGAGUCUUGCUAAUUGUUUGAUGGUCACACAUUUCCUCAUAUUGCAAAAACUGACUCUGCAUCAUGCUUGAGGGUUGCCAAAAUGAAACACUGUCCAACUUUAACAUUUAAAAUACAUAAAUAUUCGUUGGCUGCUGAGAUUGUUCAAUCUCAACUCCAUCCAAGAUGCCCUUCGGAUCUUUUCAAGAACCCACCGUUGAUUGUGCUAUCUGGUUUUGGGACAAGGGAAGAACACCUAAAGCUCACUACGUUUAUAUUCCAGAACAUUUUUCCUGCCAUUGUCAUAAAUACAGUCAAGCUCUCUUCAUGCCAAAGGAUUGUAUUACUUAAUUACGACAAAGAAACAAAGCUUAUUGAUGGCACUACUCUAUCAGAUUACAGCCAGUGGGUGUUUCUCGCCGAAUCAGGAAAUUUGUGCAAAACCAUCAAGUGCCUGAUCUAAGAAGUCUUCAAGAUGUUAGUGACUUUGUAACCAAGUACGUGUCUAU
This is a messenger RNA of Solanum stenotomum, 512 nucleotides long. RefSeq names its product peter Pan-like protein. Gene Ontology annotation, molecular function: rRNA binding. Bases 107 to 466 code for a protein of 119 amino acids. Gene Ontology annotation, biological process: rRNA processing; ribosomal large subunit assembly. The record is from RefSeq and is a predicted model, not a curated record. The transcript is spliced from 3 exons. Gene Ontology annotation, cellular component: preribosome, large subunit precursor. Lineage: Eukaryota; Viridiplantae; Streptophyta; Magnoliopsida; Solanales; Solanaceae.